GCCUGCCCGUGACGUGAUCGCCCCACGCGAACACUCCGACGAGCCGCCCUAAUUUUGACGGGUUUCCCACUGCGCAUGCAUCCCUGCGGUUUCCGUAUUUCUCGAAAGGGUGGCAAUGGCACACUACGAAAGCGACUUUGAACCGCUCGAUGCAGAGAUUCCGGGCAAACAUGCUCAGGGAGCACAGUCAUCCGUGCGAGUGUUUGGAUUGAGAGGUUCGGAGUCUGAUAUCUAUGCUCCAUACAAGACGUCCAAGGUACAUUCCCGGACUGAACCUCCCGCGCUUUCGAAUAACGAGCAGAAAAGAGCCGCAUCCGGAAAGAAGCGGCGGAAACAUGUAGAAAAGCCAGUGGCCCGGGCGCCAGCAGUAGCUACGUCGUCGCGAUCAACAGUCCCCACCAACUUCGACGACAUUGCCAAGCUGGUCGCUGUCAUCGAUGAACAGCGAGUGACUAUCGCGAAACUGAAAGAUGAGCUGCGAACGUCUAGAAUCGUGGCUCAAAGGCAGGAGAAAGCUAUUCAGCAGUUGAACAAGGAUCAGAAUGACUUCCCCAGGCUGUACAGCCACCUGAACACGGAGAUUCGUGGACUGAAGCUCGAAAAACGGCGGGACCGAGCAAAUUUCGAGCAGCUAUCGCAUAAUGCACAGAGUCAGGUUGCCGAGAACGUGCGCCUGAGGGCGCUGGUACAGAAACUCCAGUCAGAGAACAGAGAUCUCAAGGACAGAAGGAAAGCAUCAGUGGCGAAUGAGGAAGUACUAGAUACCCCGGUUGCAGUCAAUAGCAAAGGCGAUCGAAAACCGACGCAGCAGAAGGCCGUGUACGGAACUCAAAGACUACCAUCAAAGCCUCAACCAGUUUUGAAGGCUAAAAGUGAGCAGAAUGGUAAAGCCGCUCCAGCGACAACCCAAGCUGCAAAACCGGCACCGAAAGGCCCGAAGGACCCGUCUGCAUACGAGGAGGACUUUGAUGACGAGGAACCAAGUGAUGAGGGGGACGGGUACGAUGAUGACUUUGCGAGCGAAACAGGUUCAGCGCAUUCCGGCUCCGACUUGGCUUCUUCAUUCAUGGCAUCGUCGCCGUCGAGGAAGAGCAUACCACUGGGAACCGUGCGCUGAAGUGUUCGAGAGGGGUCAUGUAGGCCAUAUGUCACAAGGAAGCCGUUCAACAAUGUCGGCGCGACGGGGAGGGGCCGCAGAUAUGCUCCUGAAGAGACGACAACCAGCUGAUGUUAUCGC
Fimicolochytrium jonesii is the source of this 1237-nucleotide messenger RNA. RefSeq lists its product as uncharacterized. The transcript is spliced from 6 exons. NCBI's taxonomy places the organism in Eukaryota, Fungi, Chytridiomycota, Chytridiomycetes, Spizellomycetales, Powellomycetaceae. The record is from RefSeq and is a predicted model, not a curated record. Bases 116 to 1117 code for a protein of 333 amino acids.